This is a messenger RNA of Daldinia childiae, 1458 nucleotides long. Its product is annotated as Protein STE50. Bases 1 to 1458 code for a protein of 485 amino acids. The transcript is spliced from 3 exons. Gene Ontology annotation, biological process: signal transduction. The record is from RefSeq and is a predicted model, not a curated record. NCBI's taxonomy places the organism in Eukaryota, Fungi, Ascomycota, Sordariomycetes, Xylariales, Hypoxylaceae. Gene Ontology annotation, molecular function: protein binding.
AUGAACUUCGACUCGGGCACCGCCUAUGCGGAAUCCGACGCCGACGAUGAGUACGAGAGGAGCGUCCAUACUAGUUCACCCGUCCUCGCCACCGAUUCUGAGAUCUCCCCGACCGACUCCGAUGGUCGAUCCUCUACCGAACACACGCCUACUACCUAUGGACAACCCAGUAGUGCCGACAGGUUGCCCGAAACCAUAAUAUCCGAAUGGGACGCAGACGAGUGUGCCGAUUUCAUUGCUAGUAUAGGAUUACAGCAAUAUUCAGAUCGAUUUCUUGAAAAUGAGAUUGUGGGCGAGGCCUUGGUGGCGCUGCUACACGAUGACCUCAAAGCUAUGGGAGUGGCUAGUGUUGGCCACCGCUUAACAAUACUUAAGAGCGUAUACGAUGUAAAAAAGGCACAGGAUGUUCCUAUAGAGAGCGACCAUUAUGUACCACUCUCUGCCGAUGCCGAAGCCCAAUACGCCACCGCAACCCUUAAAGACAUCAAAAACCUAGUCGAGCAGCUACGACUUCGAGAUGAAAGGAUGAGCUUCUUGGAGCAGGACUUGCGACGGAUGACCGAGGACUUUAGACGGCUACGCGAAGAUAUGCUGCCAGCCUUGCGCCUUGCUAAAGACGCGCAGCAGCCUCUACCACACGUAUCAAACAACCAAGGGGGCUACGGCUACGAGGCUUCUACGGUUUCCCCUCCCGCUCCCACCUCUGCGUCGAAUCAAUCGACCAGUGGCAUUAAACGUCAAUAUUCUACUAAGAAGAUUGUUCUUGGUACGAAUCCCAAGAGCAUAUCCCCUACUCACUUACAGACCACUCACGAGCGGCCCUCUGUAGAACAAACUCUAGACCCUGCGGGUGCUGCCGAGAGGGCCGUUAUGUCAUCAUCACUUCUGACUGCGAUGAAUGGUUCCGGCCAGGCUACGUCGCCCGGGUAUUCUCCGAAUAUACCCUCGCCCACCUCACCUCCAAAUCUAGGCAGCGCCACCCUCGGUUCCCGGUCAUACCGCUCUGACGACCGGCAAACGCCAUCUAACCGUACCACUUUCUCGGAAAGUGAAUACGGCCAUAAUUCCAAGCAGCCCAUCGCGCCGCGGCGAGGGCAGACACCAGUACCCGAGACUCCAGGCUCGAAUUCUUCAGUGGAGAUCUUUAAGUCGUUUAGGGUCAGUAUGGACGACCCUUGCUAUAAGGUCCUCCCAGCUGCUUUAAAGAAAUAUCAGAUCAACGCGCCAUGGGACCAAUACGCGCUGUAUAUUGUGUAUGGUGACCAAGAACGUUGCCUGGGUCUGCACGAGAAGCCAUUGAUCCUUUUUAAGCAAUUGGACAAGGAAGGGAAGAAACCCAUGUUCAUGUUACGGAAAACCAAUACUGCACAAGCGGACGCCGAAACACCUGGGAGCGCUGGUCUGAAUACGGGGGACUUGACAGGAGUUCAAUAUAAUCCUCCUGGUGGGAUCAUAUGA